Molecule: messenger RNA, 570 nt
Organism: Aspergillus niger
Lineage: Eukaryota; Fungi; Ascomycota; Eurotiomycetes; Eurotiales; Aspergillaceae
Exons: 3
Coding region: 1-570 (189 amino acids)
Biological process (GO): protein retention in ER lumen; retrograde vesicle-mediated transport, Golgi to endoplasmic reticulum
Cellular component (GO): Golgi membrane
Source: RefSeq, a predicted model, not a curated record
AUGGACGUUCCUGAGCCUGAGCAGACGCCUUUCACGGCCGUGACGGCGCAAACCUCGAAGCUGGCUAGGCAAUACCAAACCUACCUCGACGCCUCCACCCCAUUCACAGCCUACCGCUGGACCGGCACCGUCGUCCUGCUCCUCGUCUUCUUCCUGAGGAUCGUCCUCGCCCAGGGAUGGUACAUCGUGGCCUACACCCUCGGCAUCUACCUGCUCAACCUCUUCCUCCUCUUCCUGCAACCCAAGUUCGACCCCUCCCUGACGCAGGAUGAGGGUCUGGAAGACGGCGACGCCGCCGCUCCCAGCCUGCCCAUGAAGCAAGACGACGAAUUCCGUCCUUUCAUCCGCCGUCUCCCCGAGUUCAAGUUCUGGCACUCGGCCACUCGCGCCAUUCUUAUCGGCUUCGUUUGCUCGUGGUUCGCCGUCUUCGAUAUCCCGGUGUUCUGGCCUGUCUUGGUGGUCUACUGGAUUAUUCUCUUUGUGUUGACCAUGCGCCGCCAGAUCCAGCACAUGAUCAAGUACCGCUACGUGCCGUUCUCGUUCGGUAAGACGCGGUACGGCCGGUCAUAA